Molecule: messenger RNA, 1930 nt
Organism: Oreochromis niloticus (Nile tilapia)
Lineage: Eukaryota; Metazoa; Chordata; Actinopteri; Cichliformes; Cichlidae
Product: achaete-scute homolog 5-like
Exons: 1
Coding region: 195-743 (182 amino acids)
Biological process (GO): positive regulation of transcription by RNA polymerase II
Cellular component (GO): RNA polymerase II transcription regulator complex
Molecular function (GO): RNA polymerase II transcription regulatory region sequence-specific DNA binding; protein dimerization activity; DNA-binding transcription factor activity, RNA polymerase II-specific
Source: RefSeq, a predicted model, not a curated record
UUUCAGUCAGCAGGAGGAUAACUCACCUGUGUGGCUUUUCAGGUUGGAAGAUUCAGGAUUAAAGCUGAAUUUGUCUUUUUGUGUCUCCUCAGAUCUCUGCGUGCUGGUGAUCGACCGUCUUUGAGGUGGUCUUUGAAGACUGUUGUUGAUCCAGCUGGGAGUUCGGAUCAGGUACUGCUCAGCCAGGUUACACGAUGAGCUCUGCCUUCUCUCCUUCGUUCAUCGAACAACGAUCUUCGAACCUGAGCUUUGGCGUGUCUCCGCCUGCUGGACUCUCUGAGGAUCACAGCAUCUCGCAGCACUCAGACUCUCUCUCCAACUCUGUCCCCUUCCUCCUCUACCCGUCCGGCAUGGACCCCACUGGCCUUGGCCUCUACAGAGGUCCUCUGAGGGGCCCUGGCCCUGGGAUCCUGCCCUAUCUGACCCCCUUUCACCACCAUGGACACUUCAGCGUCUACGAGUGUCCAUUUGAACCAGCAUUCAUCCAGAAACGAAACGAGCGGGAGCGUCAGAGGGUAAAGUGUGUCAACCAGGGUUACGCCAAGCUUAGAGACCACCUGCCAGGUCAGAGUGCCGACAAGCGCCUAAGCAAGGUGGAGACGCUGCGGGCCGCCAUCAGGUACAUCAAAUAUCUGCAGGGCCUAGUGGAGCUGGAGGACACCAGGCACAGUGGAGGGGUGUCGCCCAGCACCUCGUCUCCGGGCCUAGACUGCAGCGCUGAGGCGGAGACUUUCACCUGCUAAACAACCACCAUAAGGUCACACUGAAGUACUCUUUCCACUGCCGGGUUCAGACUGCAGGACACUUCUCACAUCAGCUGAUUGCAGAGACAGAUUACAUGCCGCUGUUCUUUACCUGUGUGAUGGCAUCAAGAAGGAGGAGCCAGGAGGAGAGUGGGAGUCACACAAUGUUACAGAGGCCUCCAUCAGUCGGGUGGAUGCCGUGCAGUCUGAACCUGGCAUCAGAGCUCGAGUUUAUCAACAACCCGUUUGUUUGAAGGUGCAGCAGCAGCAAGAACGUGGUCACCACCAGAACACGAGGAGCACGAUUUGUUUCUCCCUUGAGUAUCCCGCACAUGUUAUCCACAUCGUUACCAAAACUGAGUCUGGCAUCCAUCCGAGUCCUAAACAAAGGCAGCUGGAAGUCUUUCUGCUUUAUGAAGAUGUUCAUCCACUGAUCUCCUUAUGGUCAUGAGCGUUGUUGACCCGCCCCAUCAUCACGUGACUUGUUAAGGGUCACAUGGGUCCCAGUUUGAGCAUGGAGGGAAAGGACUUGAGCCGGCUUCAUUUCACUGUAUUGUGGAUGGGUGAGAACUUUAUGGUAAUGGAGGUGUGGAUGCAGAUGACCUCGGAAACAUCACGCACUGUUUGAUCAGAGUUUAAAACAACUUCAUUUUUCUGAGAUGGAGGAACAUGGUAACAAAGUAUAAGAACUGUGUUACAGUAUUUGAAGGUGCAGCAGGAAUACAAUUUUCAGGUACCUCUACUUUGAAUAUUUAUUUUUCUGACAACUUUUUACUUUUACUCCCCACAUUUUAGCAGAAAUAUCUGAACUUUUUAUUUUCUUAAACUGUCAAACAGGCUUGUUACGUUCAGUUAAAAACAUCUGGACGAAGUUUAUACUUCCUGUCACUGCGAGCCUUCAAACAUCACACUGACUUAAAUAUAAAUGGCGAAACAAUAGCGCUUUAAGACAAUCCUAUUGGUGUAUCAUAUAUGCAUCACUUAUAUCGCUACACUCAGGAGUUAAAGUGGGCCAGAAUGAUCCAGAAGAGUGUUUAUGGUGCAGACUUCAACUACUACAGAAGAGCAGCGAGCAUAAAGGUAGUAAUGUUGUAAAGUGUCCGGUAAUUUCAAAUGCAUCAUUUCUAACAAUUCAGCAAACACACAAACGCUUUGUGUGCAGCUUGUAACACAGCGAGUCUGCUAGC